ACGAGCAAAAACCAAAGCAUCACAAAACAAAGGAAUGAAACAAAUAUUCUAAUACUUUGUGUAUCAGCGUUUUUUCCAUAAAACUAUUUAGAUUUACUUGGCUUAUUAUUAAAUAAGAUCUAACAUUGCUUCGCAAGCAAACCAUUUGUUAUCCACAGAAAGUCAUUGGAAUAACUUCGUAAACAAUGAAAUAUAGAUUUAUUUUUAGUUGCAAAUUGCUCACAGUGGCAUUAGUUUCUAGCAUUUUAGGAUGUAUUUUGUUACAGGAAUUGGCUCAAUUGACUCCUUCUUCAAAAGUGAUGAAAAUGGAUCAGUUAAAUGUAAAGAGGCGAUUUGUUGAGAUUUCAAGUCAAGGAACAUAUAUUUAUUCAGCCUUUUUCAAUCAAGACAAAAUCAAUCGAAACGAGGAAAAAACGAUCGUCGUUCUCUCUUGGCAACAAGAAAAUGCUACAAUAAACAGAUAUAAAUGUUGUGUAGUAGCAAACAAUGAAAUGCUUUCCUUGCAGUCAUCGAAAACAAAUUAUUUUGUGCGUGGUUAUGGACGUUUGUAUGCAAGUCGAGUUGAAUGUCAUGUUCCUCCACGGAUAAUCAGCAUUGAUUAUGUCUCUAUUGUCAAACAAAUUGACGAAUGCCCAACCGAAAGAACAUUUUAUAUUACAGUGACUGUUCGUAAACAAAUAACAAACAGACCGAAUUUAGCAAUAUGCAAUAAAUACUUAUAUGGAUCAAUUGAUGCAUUUCAAUUAAUAGAAUGGUUUGAAGUGAAUCUUUUUCAUGGAGUGGACACAUUUACGAUACAUUACAACCCAAGUCUUAAUGAAUUAUCUAAACGUGUUUUGAGAUAUUAUGAAAACAAAGGAAUACUACAAGCAGUGGAAUUAAUACCACCACUAGAAAAUGAAAUAUCGAGAAAGGCACAUACAUUUCAACUAUUUAAGGACGAGCACGUUGCUCUUCUUGAUUGCAGAGAAAGACACAGGUACUUCGAUAUAACCAUCGACAUCGACCGAGAUGAGUUUAUUGUGAUGAACACGUCAGAAAAGGGUUUACUAAAAAAAUAUUUGGUGGACAAGCUACUUUAUAGGAAAAUAGGUGUUUUGAAAUUUUACAUUGUAUUUCAUGACAUGACUUGGAACGCAACAAACUAUAAUCAUGAGUUAAUGAUUGGCCGUUAUGGGGAAGCAACACUACCUAUUAUAGACUGGAUAAAAAAUGCGUAUAUGCCGUCACGUGUCCGUCUUGAAAGCGGUACUAUUCAUGCAGUUUUGCCAAUGAAAGGGUACAGUCGAGUCUUUGCAAAUCCCGAAGAGAUAGCAUUGCACCAUUUUCGCAAAUGUAGAACGGACUUUAACAAAGCACAGAUUAAAGCAGUUUACAUCAAAGGCAGGAUUUUUAAAAUGAAACAGAGCUGCAAGACAAUGCCUAGACAUUAUUAUAAGUCAAUUGAAAUGCUAGCUAACGAAAGAGAAAUACAAUUUAAUGUACAUCAAGUCAUAAAAUCAAUUACACAAACGAGAUUAUAGUGUCCAGAAUGUAUCAGAAACUAUUUUAAUCUUAAAGGGAAAAUGAGAGCAUUUUUGAUCUAUAGAUUGUUUAAUCUUCUUCGACAAGUGUUCAAGUAAACUUAAUAUCAUUGCAGCAAAAAUGAUGUGCUAUGAAUGUAAUGCAAGAUAUUGUUUCCAAAUAUUUAGUACUAAAAAUAUACAUCUUGCAUUUCAAAAAAUUCGUUUAAUGAAAUGAAAUAUCUUCAAUGCCGGUAUAUGCUUAGUCAAUGCAAAAUCUUUCAAUACAUUAAAAAGGCUUUGUUGAAACUGUACAUGACAACUUAUAAGUCAAACAUUUCGAAUCCAGCUUUACUCCUAAUUUAUAAAUUACAUUUCGGAAGAUAAUUCUUGUAACUCUGUUCUAAAGCUAAUUCAAAACGCCAAACUUUCCGGAUGGCAAAAUAUCAUUUGCAGGAACUGUAUCGACAUUAGAAGGCGUGACUGAAUUCAAAUAAAUGAAGAUAACACCAGACUCAGGCGGUUUAAAUAAAAUGUUUUAUCAAAUUUGUUGAAAUGAUUAACAUUUUUAUAAUUGUUCUAGGUUUUUCUUUUGCAAUUGAUGUUUUAAGCCAAUUACAAAAACGAGGUUUGAUGGACACAGGAAAAUUUUUAUUUAUUGACAUUGUCAAUAUUUUCAUUUCUCACAAGAAAACAAAGCAAAGUUCAAUGUUUUUAUUUAAAACGUUAACUAUGAAGGACUUAAUAUUAACAAAUAUUGCUAAUUUCCCUGAGUUGGAUUCAAUUAAGUUCAAUAUUCAUAAAAGACAACUGAUUGUGUCAAGAAAUAGUAAAGAGAAAUUAACACAAAUAAUUGUAUUGUUAAAACCAAUUUUAACACAGAAAAAAAAACAUUAAAUUGAAUCGCAAAUAUUUUUAAAUGUAGUAUUUUUUACCGAAAAGUAAAGUAGACUUUGCGAUUUUUAUUUUUCA
Molecule: messenger RNA, 2474 nt
Organism: Ruditapes philippinarum (Manila clam)
Lineage: Eukaryota; Metazoa; Mollusca; Bivalvia; Venerida; Veneridae
Exons: 5
Coding region: 186-1523 (445 amino acids)
Source: RefSeq, a predicted model, not a curated record